GUGUCUUUUCAGGAAGGGUACGAGACAAUUGUAUCUGCCGUGAGCCAUUGACACGGCAACAAAUCGAGACGGAAUAGCAGGUUUUUUUCUUCUGUUGGAUACUGGACACUUUUCCGUUUUGGUUUUUUGUGUUUUGUUUUUGUUUUUACAUCGGGCACCCACCGAACUAGACUUUACAUUAAGCUUUGUCGUAAGUUAGAAAACCCCGACUGACUUUCCUCAAGCUACUAAUGUGUUUAUAAAGAAAACGGAAAUAACUUGCUAGCUGUCUGGCUAGCUUGCUAACGAGCAUCUGGAUGCCAAGUCUGGGGAUAAUGGAGCUGAGCAGGCAACUGUGUGGGAAGAUGAGGAGAUCCAACAGGAGGGCCAUGCUCUCCUCCUCUCCCACUCCCUCCUCUCUGAGGGGUCUGGAGAUCCACUUCUACCUGUCAGACACACGUCAGCUCGAGUACUUCAAAGACUCUCAUACUGCUGAGGAUCUCUGUGUGGAGGCUGCCAAGACAUGCACAAUCUCUCCACUGUGCCAUAACCUGUUUGCCCUGUAUGAUGAGACUACUGGAUUGUGGUACCCUCCCAACCAUGAGUUCAUCAUCACAGAGGAGACCAGUAUCAAGCUGCACUAUCGCAUGAGGUUUUACUUCACCAACUGGCAUGGCACCACUGAGGGAGAGUCUCCAGUCUGGAGACACUGCAUUAGUAAACUUAGAGGAGGUGUCAGCUCACAGAAAAUACCAGAAGGGAUUCCUCUUCUGGACGCUGCCUCCCUGGAUUACCUGUUCGCCCAGGGCCAGCAUGACUUUCAGAUAGGCUUGGCCCCACUGAGAAUGCCCCAGACAGAGGCAGAGCAACAUGAGAUCGAGAAUGAGUGCCUGGGCAUGGCUGUUCUAGCAAUCACUCAUUACGCCAUGAAAAAAAACAUGCCCCUAUCCGCCGCCUCCAAUGAAAUCAGCUACAAGCGUUUCAUUCCUGAGUUGCUGAACCGAAACAUCAAGCAGCGUAAUGUCUUGACGCGCAUCCGCAUCAAUAACGUCUUCAAGAAAUUCCUCAACGAGUUCAACAGACGCACAGUCAAGGAUAGCAACAUCACACCGUAUGACCUGAAAAUCAAAUACCUGGCCACGCUGGAGAGUUUGACCAGUGACCUGGGCUUUGAGCUACUGGAGCCCAAGUCUGUCACCAUCACCCAGGAGGGUGAGCUCAGCAACAGAGGCUACAAUGGAUACUACAGCCAUAGCCAAGGGCAAAGCCAAGAUCAGAGCCUGGAGACCGGCUCCGACAUGCAAGUUUUGGUUUCUGGCACUACUGGUAUCUCCUGGAGGAGGAUCCCUACUACUAACGUGGUGAUUCCCAAAGAGAAGGGUAAGUCGAAGAAGAACAGGCAGGAUGGGAAACAGAAGAAGGAUUUAAAGAAAGAAGCUGGGGAUGGCUGGGUUGUCUUCUGUGACUUCCAUGAAAUCACACACACUGUCAUCAAAGAUGCCACGGUCACCAUCUACAGACAGGACUACAAGAAGAUGGAGUUGCAGCUGGCUUCCAAGGCCAGGGCUUUGUCCUUCGUGGCCCUUGUGGAUGGAUACUUCCGACUCACUGUGGACGCCCACCACUACCUGUGCAAGGAGGUGGCCCCUGCAUCAGUAGUCCACAACAUCAACAAUGGAUGCCAUGGACCCAUCUGUACCGAGUAUGCCAACCACAAGCUGCGUCAGGAGGGCAAUGAGGAUGGCACAUAUAUUCUGCGCUGGAGCUGCACUGACUACCAGUUCAUCAUAAUCACUGUGGUCUGCAGUGAGAUGGACCUGAAGGAGUCUCGCAUCGUGCAUCAGUAUAAGAACUUCCAAAUCGAAGUGGACUCUGGUGGGUUCCGUCUCUAUGGCACAGAUACAUUCCGGCCCACUCUUCGGGAGCUGCUGGACCACCUGGCGGGCCAGAGUCUUCGAACUGACAACCUCAGUUUUCAACUGGUCCGCUGCUGCCCUCCUCAACCUCGCGAGGUGUCUAACCUGCUGGUGGUGACUAAUGAUAGAGCGCUGAAUUUGCAGACACCUCUGCAGGACAGCCAGCUCAGCUUCCAUCGCAUCCUCAAGGAAGAGAUCGAACUGGAUGAGCACCUGGGCCGGGGGACGAGAACCAACAUCUAUUCCGGCACACUGAGGGUGAAGAAUGAGGAGGAUGAGGAUGUAGGUUACUCAUCGUUCCAGGAGGUGAAGGUGGUCCUCAAGGUUUUGGGCUCCGGACACAGAGAUAUCUCCCUGGCUUUCUUCGAGACGGCCAGUAUGAUGCGGCAGGUGUCCCAUAAGCAUAUUGUGUUGCUCUACGGAGUGUGUGUUCGCCAGUUGGAGAAUGUCAUGGUGGAGGAAUUCGUCCAACUGGGACCGCUGGAUCUGUUUAUGAGGAGACAGCACACCCAGCUCAGCACCCCGUGGAAGUUCCAGGUAGCCAAACAGCUGGCCUCAGUCCUCAGCUACCUGGAGGAUAAAAAACUGGUACAUGGCUUUGUGUGUACGAAGAAUAUCCUGUUGGCCAGGGACGGACUAGGCACGGAUGAGGGAGGGCCCUUCAUCAAGCUCAGCGACCCAGGAAUUCCCAUUACAGUUCUCACCAGAGAGGAGUGUGUCUACCGUAUCCCCUGGAUCGCUCCGGAGUGUGUGAAGAAUGUGAACAACCUCAGUGUGGCAGCAGACAAGUGGGGCUUCGGGACCACCCUGUGGGAAAUUUGUUAUGAUGGAGAGGUCCCUCUCAAAGACAAGAAACUCACAGAGAAGGAGCGGUUCUAUGCUGCAGAGUGCCAGCUGGCCACCCCGGAAUGCAAAGAGCUGGCUGAACUGAUGACCCACUGCAUGAACUAUGACCCCAGGAAGAGACCUUUUUUCAGGGCUAUCGUCAGAGACAUAGACAUGCUGGAGGAACAGAACCCAUCCAUCAAACCUGUGCCCACACCAGAGGUGGACCCCACUGUGUUUGAGAAAAGAUUCCUGAAGAAGAUCAGAGAUCUGGGAGAGGGCCACUUCGGCAAGGUGGAGCUGUGUCGUUAUGAUCCUCGGGGGGAUAAAACAGGCGAAAUGGUUGCCGUCAAGUCCCUGAAGCCGGAGAACCGAGAGGAGCAGAGCAACAAUCUCUGGAGUGAGAUCGGCAUCCUUAAAGAGCUCUACCACGAGAACAUUGUCAAGUACAAGGGCAUAUGCCAGGAGGAAGGUGGUCGGGGCAUCAAGCUGAUUAUGGAGUACCUUCCAGCUGGCAGUCUGAAGGAUUACCUCCCUAGGAACAGAAGCAAGACCAGCCUCAAUGUCCUGCUUAGCUAUGCUGUCCAAAUCUGCCAGGGAAUGGACUACCUGGGAUCUCGCAAUUACAUCCACCGGGACCUGGCUGCUCGGAACGUCCUGGUAGAGAACGAGAGCACAGUGAAGAUCGGCGACUUUGGCCUCACCAAGAGCAUCAAAGACAAUGAGGGCUAUUACACUGUCAAGGACGACCAUGACAGUCCAGUGUUCUGGUAUGCCCCAGAGUGUCUGACGCACUCUAAGUUCUACCGUGCUUCAGAUGUGUGGUCCUUCGGUGUGACUAUGUAUGAGCUCAUCACUUACUGUGACCCAUCCUUCAGCCCCAUGACGCUUUUCCUCAACAUGAUUGGCCGAACACAUGGUCAGAUGACUGUCACCCGAUUGGUGAAAGUGCUGGAGGAAGGGAGGAGGUUGCCACGUCCUGAGAGCUGUCCUGAACAGGUGUAUGAGCUGAUGCGUAAAUGCUGGGAGCAGUUCCCUGACAACAGAAUCGCCUUCAAGUGCCUGAUUAAGGAGCUGACCAGCAUGCAGCAGCACUGAUCCCGAACCAGCAGACUUUGACCAAACUGGCCACUAGUGAGGGUCUGAGUAAGAGGCUGACUUUUGAGCCCCAACUUGGAACCUGCUCCUCCCCGACCACGGGCCACAUCCCUAACCGUUCUAUGUAUCUACCCAUCACCUCUAUGGUGUAAAGACAGCAACUUCAGUCCACCUUGUUUUUAAGUUCGCUCUAUUUUUCAUUCAAUGUUUUUUUUUUCUUCAUACAGAUCUGCUGAAAUGUUAUUCCAAUUGUCAUAAUUAUGUUACCAUAUGAAUAUAUUAAGACAUUGUGCUACGUUCUAAUCAUGACCUAUCAAAGGUAUGCCCAGUAUAACCUCGCAGCUGUACUCUAUGCUGAAUGUGAACUUAAAUCUAAACAAACAACUUCAAGUUUAGUCAAAAGCCUGUAGCAACCCUACGCGCCCUCCUAAUGAUGUGGACUUUGAGCAGUGGACGAUAAUAUUGCCUGUGAUGUUGGUGAACGGGCAUGUGGCGGUGACAGACGGUGGUGUUGAACCUCUUGUGUUUCGUGGAGGUCACCGAACCCCACUGGAGGUGCAGAUGAUCCUUCCAGAUACUAUCUAUUGGAGGGAAGGGGGGGGGGCAUUCAGUCAUCGGCACCGUGAAACAUUACACAUCAGGUAUUUGGUUCGUUACGUGUUAAUGCAGCCAUGUAGAGUUGGAAGCGGUCGGUGAUGUCCCCCAAGUUUUGUUUUCGCUCCAUCUCUAACGGGAGUUGGACGUCACCCUCUGGAGUCAAACCAGACGCCUUCGAUACCCAGGGACCGGAGGGGAUAUUUAAGCUGCGUUAGCUUGAAAACGGGAGAGGCUGCGGAUUUCUCAGAGCAACCGCGUCAGAUUUCCCGCGGUCUCUUGGGGGUUCAGAUCUGUGCCACAAAGUGGGAAAGAUCUAAAUCAGAAUCCAAAGGAUGAUUCACAAGGUUUCCUGUCAGUUGUUUUUUUUUCCCUUUAUUUUUUGUAUUUCUGAGCCUCUUCAUGUAAAGGAACUAGCUCUUCUCCCUGUAAUGUCAAAACCCUACGAAUAUCGUCAGUCUUUUAUGCGAGUUUCCUAUUGAGAUUAAGAUAAAGUACCUGUAACAAGCACUUGAGGGCAGUAUAGGGUAGCUCAAUUGAUUCUAUGCGUCGCUUUGGUUACAUUUAAAAGCGUAUUUACGUGUGCAUGAGCCACAGAAACUUGGCCUACGUCAAGUCUUCGUAAGAAAAGAAUUGUCAGCUUGUGUCGUUUCUAUUUUGAGCCUGUAGUCUGGAACUGUAUGUGGGAGGAGGUUUGCCACAGAUUGGGUCUCAGGUGAGAUAACAGCUAAUAUUUUUGCACUUCUUCCUAUUGCAUCUUAUCUUUUUCUUUUUUUUUUUGAAUUGCAACUUUUAUUGACAUCAGCAAUAUGGGCAUUUUUUUUAUUCGUGUACACCCUUUCGAUUCACAAAUAUGCCUGAAAAAUAUCGAAGUAUGUAAUAUCUACUGUGUAUAACAAGGAAGUGGUUUGAGCAGAGGGUUUGGUCCGGUCUGAAGCGAGGGAUAAGUCCAUGAAUAGGGAUUGAACGUAUGAGCCGAGCGGUUUUAUAUUGGUCAGUACUCACUUUUAUCCUACGGCAAUUACUGUGAAAAGCAAAAACUGGGGACGAGUCCGAGGACUCACUUGAGUUUCAGUCCACAGUUUAUUUUAGGAAUGUAAAAGACAAUUCCUUCUGCUCAAAAAAAGGAGAGAGCAAAACAUUUUUCAAAAGAAAAGACAACGUCUUAUGGAGAAAAAUGUUCAUAAAUACACAUUAGGGGGGAGGGGGGGGAAUAAAUAAAAGUCAACGUUCAUCUUGGUGUCGUGUCAGUCCAAAAGCGUCAAACGCGAUGUCAUCACCUAAGGAAAUCCGGUUGGUGAACAAUUUUGUUUUGUACACUGUAUUACGGUGGUAAGCCAGCAUGCUUAAAUUGCUUCUAGAAAUACCUUAUUCACAGUAAAACAAUAUCAGUGCCAUCAUGAUAUAAAAUACUGCAAAAUUUACAGUAGUUUCAGGAAAAGAAAAAUUCCAAAUACUUGAAAAGCAAACUGUACAUGGCAAUGAGCACAGCAGGUUAUAUCUAUAUAUCUACAGCUGUCAAAGUAGCUCAGAUCAGAAACACCAAAGUAUUGCAAAGCUUUGUGAUCUCACACACGCGCACACACACACACACACAUUCAAUACUACACAUUCAGUCUCACUGAUGAGUUUGUCGUAUAACCAACACGGUACAAAGGCGAUGCAGUGUAGCAUAGAGGGCACGCGCCAGAGGCUCGACUUGCACAAGAAAAACCGAACCUGUUCUAACCCCAGCCGGACCGGUUGAUUUUUGUCCUUCGUGUUUGCCCUUAAAAGAAAAGCUUUAUUGCUAACUGAUGGGCAACAAAUCGGGUGUUCCGUUUUUCUUGAAUCGUUUCUCUUGAAAAUUAAAAAAAA
Lampris incognitus (smalleye Pacific opah) is the source of this 6269-nucleotide messenger RNA. It is a transcript of the gene jak1, whose product is annotated as Janus kinase 1. The transcript has 25 exons. Gene Ontology annotation, cellular component: membrane; cytosol; cytoskeleton. The record is from RefSeq and is a predicted model, not a curated record. Gene Ontology annotation, molecular function: cytokine receptor binding; ATP binding; non-membrane spanning protein tyrosine kinase activity. Bases 297 to 3818 code for a protein of 1173 amino acids. Gene Ontology annotation, biological process: cell surface receptor signaling pathway via JAK-STAT; intracellular signal transduction; cytokine-mediated signaling pathway. Lineage: Eukaryota; Metazoa; Chordata; Actinopteri; Lampriformes; Lampridae.